This is a messenger RNA of Trichoderma reesei QM6a, 3231 nucleotides long. RefSeq lists its product as uncharacterized. The transcript is spliced from 7 exons. NCBI's taxonomy places the organism in Eukaryota, Fungi, Ascomycota, Sordariomycetes, Hypocreales, Hypocreaceae. The record is from RefSeq and is a predicted model, not a curated record. Bases 1 to 3231 code for a protein of 1076 amino acids. Gene Ontology annotation, molecular function: ATP hydrolysis activity; ATP binding.
AUGGCAACUGCUGCAGUGAAUAUUGCCAGUGUCGCUACGGAAAGGCUUGUUUCAUCUGAGAGCUCCAAGAAUGCGGUUCGCCCUUCGCAGGGUACUGCCGCUCCUUCGAAUGGUAUCAACGGCGCAUCGGACGAUCAAGCAAACGGGGUCAAAGGAGUCGAUUUGAUCCCUGAUACGCUGGUCCCAACCUCAUUGCCAUUGUCCGAAUCAACUGCCGACAUCGCCGAAAAGCCUGCAGAGCCCCAGGACAACAUCGAUCGUGAACCAAAGGAGAAUGACAAGACUAUCCUUGAUUAUUUUGAUGCCUACCGUGAUGACUUGCCUCAUGGCGUGUCUGUGAGUAUCAUAGAGGCAUUCUACAAGUUGGUCUUGUCAGAAGAGGCCCGGAUGCCCCUGCAUCGGAGGAUCAGGAAUUUCAAGAAUCUAUCUUUCGUUUUCCAUGCAUAUCUUCGACUUAUGGAAGAUCGGAUCUCGGCUCUUGAGGGCCGCAAGGGCUUGAACGAACCUGAAGAAGAAGAAGAAGAGAAGCAAGUCCUUGUACCUAAGGCCAUCACCUCGUUACGAAGAGUCAAGUGGUCCGAGUUCAAGAGAAAGCACGAGGAAAAGAGAAACAUCAACGAUGAGCAUGCCAUAGACGUCCUAGUCGGCGAUCCCGUCAUCCCCCACGAUGUAUGGAGAAAUGCGCAACUUCGAAAGAAUCCACUCUGUUCUAUCGAGAGGCGUCGUCAAUCCACGACCUUCCAACUCUUUGAUGGCAUUCAGGAUAUGCCCGAAUUUGCCGGCCCAACGGAUACGAAGGCACCUGGUAUCAAGACGCAUGAAUUUUUCGGUCAUGUUUCUCCCCCUAUACCUCACCGUAUCCGCAUCAACGGAGAACCGCUCAAACAGCUUCUUGAGAAAUCCCUCGAUGUGGAUUUCAUUUCCUAUGGUUGUCCGGUUGUUCUGCUGAGGCCCUUCAAGUUACUUGUGCACUAUGACGACCGCAUCAGGCAUAUCCAUCGACAGCUUGAACGCAAGUUCUGUGAUGGGAAAGACGGCGAAGAGAAAUUACUUUCAAGAGAUGAAGAAAACACGGAUUUUCUAGAUCAGUACGGCACUGAGCAGGCGUAUAAAGAACUGGGCUGCCUGAUUGAGUUCAUGGACCACGACUUGAAGUCUCUGACACAAUUGAGGGACGUUACUAGGAACAAAGUCAGCUUCCCAGACCUUUGGCACAUAUUUUUUCCAGGACGUGAAGUGGUUACUUCACAAGAGCCGAUGAAUGCGUACAGAGUCUUUCACGUCACCGGCGGUCGACCAUAUCUCUCACCUCCCGAAGAUGAUAAGGAUGGUAAGGUUGCCGACUACACCACGGCAUACCGGGUGCCUGACAAAGAGAGCGACUUGGUGGUGACUUGUUACCAAGUAGACUUUGACGGUCAAAGAUUCGGUCCCGUCUCUCAUUCAUUCAGGAUUCAAAAAUUCGACGAUCUUCGAGACAUAACAACCCUCACCAUCUAUCCUCUGGACUUUGCCAAGAGACAGGAAAAAGUUCAGAAGAAGCUCAAGCUCAACGGCCAAUUAUUUUGCAGAGUAUGUCAAGGCAGCCAUGUACAAUACCGCGGCAUGAACCUGCACGAGGCCGAGGAGAUUGACAGCGAGGUGGUUGUGGACUUUCAGGCGGCUUUAUGGGAUCCCCAGAACAAGGACCAGAACAGCGGAUGGGACCACUCCGUUGAAUUUGGUAUCAAACCAACAAGCAGCAAUCAGGCUGAAGUCGUCAUGAUCUCGUAUGCCGGCUGUCGAAGUAAGCACUGCUGCGACAACGAAGUCAUCUUUGAUGAUUCGAUCAUCGACCUCCGACGUAUGGAAGACUUUCUCGCGGAGAAGGCCUGGCUCACUACAGAUCCUCGCUAUCUUCAUGGAAAUCCUGAUAGCAUACCUAAAGCAGACCUGUUUCUAUUUCCGCACAGGCUCUUCGCCUUUGUGCUUAAGGACCGUAAAUGGGCCGUUAUCGACAUUAACAACGUGAAGGAUGUGCCCGAUCCAGAACAGGAUGCGUGGAAUUCCCUUGUACUUCCGGAGGGUCACAAGCAUAUGGUGCAUUCCGUUGUCCAAGCACAUUUUCGUGACAAGAAAAACGUGCGUUCCGAGGAUGAGAUCCAAACAGACCUCAUUCGCGGCAAAGGCAAGGGUCUCGUUAUCCUCCUCCACGGCGCACCUGGAACCGGAAAGACAUCAACCGCAGAAUGCGUUGCUGAAAUAUGCAAGCGGCCUCUAUAUCCAAUCACCUGCGGAGAUCUUGGCACUACGGCAGUGGAAGUUGAGGGUCGACUAAAGCGUAUCUUUAUCCAAGCUCAGAAAUGGAAAUGCGUCCUUCUUCUUGAUGAGGCCGAUGUCUUCCUUAGUGAGAGAGGCAACGAUGUAAAGCACAACAGCCUUGUAUCAGUAUUUCUACGGAUAUUAGAAUACUAUCAAGGCAUUCUUUUCCUCACAACCAAUCGCGUUGGAAAGAUGGACGAGGCUUUUCGAUCUCGCGUCCAUGUCAGCCUAUAUUACCCCCCCUUGAACGAACAAUCGACGCUUGAUAUCUUCGAAACGAAUCUACAGCGCAUCAAGACACGCAAGGGGGAAUUACUGAAGAUCAAAGAGGAGGAUAUCAGGAAGUUUGCGAAAGCUCACUACAGAGACCUGGAGCCACACAUCAGGUGGAAUGGCAGACAGAUCCGCAACGCAUUCCACAUUGCUGUCGCUCUGGCCGAGAAUGAGGUGACAGGCAUGGCGAGCAAUGGGGAACGUAAGAAGACCCCUACUCUGCGGAAAAAGCACUUUCGCUUAGUGGAGGAUGCAUCAACGAAAUUUGAUGAGUACCUUACGGACGUGAUUGGAGUGGAACUCUCUGAGAGAGCUCGUACCAAAGGCUAUCGACGAGAUACUUGGGAAGAAGAGAGCUAUAGUCGCGCACGUGGUGGAAGCCACAGGGGUCAGAACAAAAGGGCAAAGAGGAAGAGUGUUGAAGAGUCGGAGGACUCCACGUCUGAUGAUUCUGAUAGUUUGGAAGAUGAGGAGCAUAGGAAAGCGAGUGAUGCGAACGAGACGGACAGUUCAAGUGAGACCGGAGAUGAAUCGAGGGCCUCGGAAGAUGAGAAGAGGAAGUCUCGCAGAGAGCAAGGAAGUACUGAGAAGAAACGAUCGAGUGGAAGGGUUAGAGAUUCAGGAGCCAAGGAACGAUCAAAGAAGUCGGCUCGAUAG